Capsicum annuum is the source of this 1548-nucleotide messenger RNA. Its product is annotated as importin-5-like. The transcript has 2 exons. Gene Ontology annotation, molecular function: nuclear import signal receptor activity. The record is from RefSeq and is a predicted model, not a curated record. Gene Ontology annotation, biological process: protein import into nucleus. Gene Ontology annotation, cellular component: cytoplasm; nucleus. Lineage: Eukaryota; Viridiplantae; Streptophyta; Magnoliopsida; Solanales; Solanaceae. The coding region runs from base 1 to 1548 and encodes 515 amino acids.
AUGGCUUCUUCUUCUUCUUCCAAGCCAAAAAAUGAAAUUCACCGCCUUGCAAUGUCUGAUUUUCUUCCGAACAAAGUGGCCAAACUCCGCCCUCUAAUAAAGGAAGAUAAACCCCAGAAACAUAGGUUCCUUCCGGACAAGAAUCGUCAAGCACUUCAAGAGAAAGCCAUACAACUUCUUGACUCUCCAAAUCAUGAUGCCAUUCAACAUCUUAUUACAAACUUAGAAUCAUCAGACGAUAGCAAAGCAUUGUACGAUUUCUGCAAAUCCAAUUACCCGAAUGGGUUGUCUUUGAAGCUAUCAAAGCUCCUCCUUCACUCUCCUGGAAAUGCCUCUGAAAUCAAAUCCAAAUGCGCUUGUCUCCUUCACUCUCUUCUCGAUUCUCCCCGAAAUUCAACCAGUGCCUGGAGUAUAUCCUCUCACAUGAUCAGGGAAGAGCUCAAAACUGCCAUUCUUGAAAUUCUUAAACAAGAUAACCCCGAUGAAGUCUGCAAAUUGAUGUGGAGGACAGCAUCUCAGAUAUUUGGCUGUAUUCUUAUCGAGGAUCAGGGAGAGUGGCCGGAUAUGCUUAGUUUCUUUUUGGAGUCUCUGGAUUCGUGUCUAUUGUUCGUUCAGGAUCGUGCCGCGUUGUUCUUUUUGGAGUUGCCCCCAUGUCUAGGCGAAGAACUGAGUCAGUCUGUUGAAGAAAUCCAUCUAAAAUUGUGGAAUAAGUUCAAUUCUUCCGAUGGAAUGAGAAAAGUUCUUGCCUUGGCUGCCUUAGUUAAUCUUGUUCAACAUAUGUCGAGUGAUUAUUACUCGAAGUUUCAUGAUAUGUUGAUGCCAAUGAUAGAAGGAGUCUCUGGUUUUCUUGAAAAUGAAAUUGAGGAGGAAAAUGCGCAAAAAAGUCUCAAGAAGUUAGUAGAGUUAGCUGGGGCAGAGCCAAGGUUUUUCGACUUGCAUCUGAAUCAAGUGUUUGAUACAAUGCUUACAAUUUGUGAAAAUGAUAAGUUGGAAGAAGAAACAAGAUAUCUUGCGGUAGAAAUGAUGUAUGCUUUUGAUGAUAUUUCGAUAAAAAGGGUAGGCGAGAUGAUUCUAGGAAGGCUGUCUUCUGUGUUGGUUCGGAUGAUUUCACUUAUCCCCGAAGGAUCGAGUAAUUAUCUUCUGGGAGAGAAAUUUAUGUACAGGCUUCCAAUGGUAAGGGGUGAAGAUAUGAAUUUCUUACUCAACGAAAUACAGAAGGAAAGGGAUUCAUCAGAAUGGCGUAGACGAUAUGCAGCAGUUACAAUCAUCCGUAUCAUUGCAAAAGGAUGCGCAAAGGCCAUGAGCGAUAAUCUUGAGGAAGUGAUAAAUGUGGUGUUGAAAUCAAUGCUAGAUUCCUCUUUCGAUGUUCGUCUUGCUGCUUUUAAAACAAUAAAAGCUAUGAGUCUAGACCUAUCUCCAUAUACGCUAGAUCAACACGGAGGUGUGCUUUUUACUGCGCUACUUUUGGCACUUGAAGAUGACGAUACUCCCGUCAAACAGGUGAGAAAGAAUGAUGGACUUUUCAUUUGUCAAAAUCUAAGUUACUAA